AUGAAUAUCCCAUCGGGAAAAUAUUAUGUUCAAGAAUUUUUUUAUGAAACUCAAAGGAUUAUUCAUAUACAUCAAGAGAAUCGGCCUAGUUUAAGUUUUCCAAAAUGGAAUGAACUUGCAACAGUUCCACCAAAGGCGCAAUACAAAGAAAAAAGAGAUAUUGUCAUUAAUGACAAUACACCAUUCACUUAUAUGAAACGAGAAAGUCACAAGAUAUCACAAAAAUUCCCAAAAAUAUAUCAAUUACGAUGGAAUAGUUGGCUUUGCGAUAAUUCACUUACCGUCCGAGCUAUUAUUAAUGCAGUUCAAUAUAUAUCAGGACAUUAUGAGGUUCAAGAAUUUUUUUACAAACCUGGUUCUCAAGAUUAUUUUGAUAUUUUAGUAACUGCAAAAGCAACUAUACAAGAUCCGUAUGCUUUGAAAGCUUGCGAAUAUAAACUUACAUACUUCGAGAACUUUGAAGUCAAAUUGAACGUAGGCGUAAAAGAGCUUUUGAAGUUUACUUUUGAAGAUAAAUCAAAAUUGUCUGCAUGGAUUUCCGCAGUAUUUUAUUGGGCCAAGCCCGGCUCAGAGUCACUCAGACUUUUCAUCAAUGCAUAA
This is a messenger RNA of Dentiscutata erythropus, 600 nucleotides long. The record is from the annotation of a GenBank genome assembly. Lineage: Eukaryota; Fungi; Glomeromycota; Glomeromycetes; Diversisporales; Gigasporaceae.